Molecule: messenger RNA, 390 nt
Organism: Ananas comosus (pineapple)
Lineage: Eukaryota; Viridiplantae; Streptophyta; Magnoliopsida; Poales; Bromeliaceae
Exons: 1
Coding region: 1-390 (129 amino acids)
Source: RefSeq, a predicted model, not a curated record
AUGAGAGGCGUGAAGAGGUUUGGAGUGCGAGGGAAGUUAAGUCCUCGUUACAUUGGCCCCUACGAGAUCGUGAAGCGGAUUGGGACGGUGGCUUACCGAAUUGCAUUGCCACCCAGGCUUGCGGGUGUGGACAAUGUAUUCCACGUCUCCAAUCUUCGCAAGUAUGUGCAUGACCCCGGGCAUGUCUUGGUGUAUGAGCCGCCGGAACUACAAGAAGAUAUGAGCUACGAGGAAUUUUCGGUAAUGAUUUUGGCUUGGGAGGUGGGCAAGUUGAGGAAUCGAGAAAUUCCCUAUGUUAAGGUCCAGUGGAUCAAUCAUAGCAACCGCGAAGCCACUUGGGAGCUCGAGAGCGAGAUGAAGAUACAUCACCCUCACUUGUUCGAGGAUUAA